Messenger RNA from Betta splendens (Siamese fighting fish), 4837 nucleotides. RefSeq names its product CAP-GLY domain containing linker protein 3 (gene clip3). Gene Ontology annotation, biological process: cytoplasmic microtubule organization. Bases 185 to 2119 code for a protein of 644 amino acids. The record is from RefSeq and is a predicted model, not a curated record. Gene Ontology annotation, molecular function: microtubule plus-end binding. Lineage: Eukaryota; Metazoa; Chordata; Actinopteri; Anabantiformes; Osphronemidae. The transcript has 15 exons. Gene Ontology annotation, cellular component: microtubule plus-end; nucleus; cytoplasm.
CAGAACCAGAGGGAGGGGGUCUGGAGCGUCGGCAGGAGGCGGAGGAGGAGGAGGAGGAGGAGGACGAGGAGGGGAACAGCGUCAGUGUUGUUUGUGCCGUGGAUCCGAUCGGAGGGGCGAUUGGUUCAUCGUCGACCCACCAAGCAGCGGAUUGUUUGCAGGCACAUCUGCAGCAUCCCUUACCAUGACAAAAGAAGAGAACCUGGAGGUGCAGGAGAAGGAGAGGCAUGAGCGGGAGGAGCAGGAGGAGGGGAGGGUCCAAAGAGAAGACGAGGAGGCACUGACUGAGGAGGAAGAUGAGGACGAAGACGAGGAAGACGAGGAGGAGUAUGAGCUAGAGGAGGAGAGGGAGGGGGAGGAGAGGGCAGAGGUGGAGGAUGAGGAGGAGAAUGAGCACGAAGAGGAGCGAGAGCAGGAGGAGGACCCUGCACAGGCAAACCGGGAGCCUGAGGCCGAGCCUGAGGCCGAGCCACAGUCUGUGUCUGAGCACCAGAGUCCAGUUCAGGAGCCGCGGCGCCGAGCCAUGGUGCACCCCUCCGCCCAGGCACCGCUGCCCCAGGACUACGCGUUCACCUUCUUCGACCCGAAUGACCCGGCGUGUCUGGAGAUCCUCAUGGAGCCUCGCACAAGUAUCCCAGAGCUGUUUGCCAUCGUGCGUCAGUGGGUUCCUCAGGUUCAGCACAAGAUCGACAUCAUUGGCAACGAGAUCCUGAAGCGCGGCUGCCACGUGAACGACCGCGACGGUCUGACCGACAUGACGCUGCUUCACUACAGCUGCAAGGCCGGAGCUCACGGCGUCGGCGACCCGGCAGCAGCGCUGCGACUCACCAGUCAGCUGAUGUCCCUGGGCGCCGACGUGAGCCUGAGGAGCCGCUGGACCAACAUGAACGCGCUGCACUACGCCGCCUACUUCGAUGUGCCAGAACUGAUCCGGGUUCUGCUCAAAGCGGCUAAACCCAGAGUGUUGAACUCCACGUGCAGUGACUUCCACUACGGCACCGCUCUUCACAUCGCUGCCUCCAACCUGUGUCUGGGGGCGGUGAAGUGUCUGCUGGAGCACGGCGCCAACCCCACCGUCCGGAACGACAAAGGCCAGGUUCCAGCCGAGGUGGUUCCGGACCCGAUGGACAUGAGCCUGGACAAGGCGGAGGCGGCCAUGGCGGCCAAGGAGCUGAAGCAGCUGCUGCUGGACGCCGUGCCCCUCAGCUGUAACCUCCCCAAGGCCACGCUGCCCAACUACGACAACAUCCCCGGGAACCUGAUGCUGACGUCCCUGGGGCUGAAGCUGGGCGACCGCGUGGUGCUGGACGACAUGAAGCUCCAGAGAGACCAGAGCAGAGAGGACCCGGCUGCAACCCUCAGACAGAGCGGCACCCUGAGGUUCUGUGGUACCACGGAGUUCGCCAGCGGCCAGUGGGUCGGCGUGGAGCUGGACGAGCCGGAGGGGAAGAACGACGGCAGCGUGGGCGGAGUCCGCUACUUCAUCUGUCCUCCUAAACUAGGAAUUUUUGCCCCAGUGUCAAAGAUUUCCAAGGCCGUUGAUCAGACUCCUUCGUCGGUCACCUCCACGCCCCGAACGCCACGCUUGGACCUGGCCUCUCGGCUCGCUGGAAAGACCAAGAAGGAGAAAGAGAAGAAGGAGAAGGAGAAGGAGCGGGAGAAGAAAGCCCAGAGGAAGAAGGCGUCCGUCGCCAGUCUGGACCCAGAGGGAACCAACGUGGACGUGGGAGAUCAGGUUCUGGUGGCCGGGCAGAAACACGGCACCGUUCGCUACUUCGGCAAGACGGACUUUGCUCCAGGUUUCUGGUUUGGAGUUGAACUGGAUCAGCCCACUGGCAAACACGACGGUUCCGUGUUUGGGGUCCGGUACUUCAGCUGCCUGCCCAAAUACGGCGUGUUCGCGCCGCCGUCCCGCGUGCAGAGACUCUGCGGACCCAGAGACGGCUCGCAGGGCGACGGCUCCACGGUCAAGAAGGUCCACCAGGUCACCAUGUCACAGCCCAAGCGAAACUUCAACACCAUGCGUUCUCCGAAGGACCUGACCUCCGAGAACUCCAUAUCCAGGUUGCUGUUCUGCUGUUGGUUUCCAUGGAUGCUGCGUGCUGAGAUGCAGUCCUAACCUCCUCUUCCUCCUCUGCUCCUUCACGGUCCAGUCUGUCUGCUCUGCUUUCUGUCCAUCGUUAGUCGUACGGUCCUUGGACCGUCGCUGUCGUCGGUCCAACUCCUCGUAGUGAACUUCUGGUCCUCACUUCGCCGACGCUCGGCCUCCGUCCUUCUGAUUUAGCCGUUCUUCUAGUGCCUUGUAUCUGAGACGUUCUUUUCCUAAACCACAGUCCAGCUCUGCAUGCUGUUGCUCAUUUCCCAGCUGGUAUUCGUCCCCGUCCUUUCGUUUUGGCAGUGGAACAGAUUUCCUUGUUGUACUUUUGGGUUCAGCCACAUUUUUUGCGAGGUCUCUGAUGAAGGCGUUCAGUGAAGCCUUAUGUCAGACAGCAGCAGCCAGUGAGGCUCAUCACCUUGGUCAGAUUCAAAGUGAAACAGGGUGGAUCAUCGACAGCUUCAGUCACUUUAUGGCUGUUGCGUUGUUAGAUCAGUUGUUUGAGUCUCACAAAAGGAAACAUUUCAGAUGAUGAGACUCUGACACUGAACAAAUCAUCCUAAUUCCUCUGUGACAUAAGUUCAUCUACUAGUGUGUGGAACACAUGGAGCUGCAGAUGUGAUGUUGGAAACCAACCUGCUGAUGGGCCCAAAACGAGGGUUCUGUUGAUGCAGGUUUAGGUUUGCUGCUGGUGGACGUAACCUUAGGUUAGUGACUUUCAGCUUGGUUUGUUUGAUUGUUAAUUAUAAUGAGCUGCACAGUUGUAUUAUUUCUAAUCUUUCAUUUCUGUAGAACAGAAAUAUAAACUUUUCUCCUCCAUUGAAUAUGUUCUCUAAUAUAGUUUCUCUCCUUGGUCUUCAUUGAGUUAAGACAUUAGUCUUCUGUGGAUGUGAGCAUCUGCAAAAACACUUACUUAUUUACUUAACACACUUAACUUACAUGUGCUAAAUGUUGAAACUAUGUGCAUGGAUGAAAACACUGAAGUAAACUGCAGCAGUGUUCAGUCUUAAUGUGUGUUAAUGUGUAAUGCACAGAUACAAACCUGAUCUCACCCCAAGAAUAAAACCUCCCAACAGGCACGUUCAGGGACGUUCGGGAGCCAUGAGGGACGUUCGGGAGCAUUCAGGGACGUUCGGGAGCGUUCAGGGACGUUCAGGAGCGUUCAAGAACGUUCAGGAGCGUUGAGGGACGUUUAGGAGCGUUUAGGAGCAUUCAGGGACAUUUAAAACUGUUCACGGACAUUCAGAAGUGUUAAGGCUGAGAAAAUAAUGCCCAAAGAAAGGAAGCGUGUGCUGUUUGCUCUUGCUCAGUGCUGUCGCUUGGUCUGUGCCUGUUGAUUCAGCUUCAGCUCUAUAUUUACACAAACUGCAGUGUUUCCACUCAUCAGCAGAAUUUAUUCUCCAUCCUAUCAUUGAUAGAUUCAACUUAUGUGACACGAAUCACAUGAAGGUGCUGGUAGCUGCUCCCAGCUGACCUCGUUUGUCAGCACGUUAGGCUGUGACGCUACGCAGUGAAUAAUUAAUUUGACAUUCCACGUAUAGAAAUGACUGAACCCAAACUGAGACCAUGGAUCCCACUUUUGAAUGUGCAUUGAUGGCGGAAGCUACCGGGUCCAGAGAAGGCUUCCUGUAGAGCCUGUCAACGCUGUGACAAUGCGAUAUGCAGAUGACUCACAGUUUUACCUUCUUGUAUUUAUGCCCACAGCCACUUUCCUCCAGCCCAAAGACAAGAGCUUGUACUUUACAUCUGUUCAUAACUUCACGGAUAGGAAACGCUUUGCUACUAAUAACCUGUAGCAGCUGUUCAGUCUCUAUCUUAGGUGAACUUUGAUGUUAGUGGAUCACAGUGAUGGUGGACGUUUGUGUUUGUACAGUAAACGUACAGUACAGUCAAUCUGUCCCAGUGAAGCCCAUUGGGUCGAGCUUAGUGUUCUACUGUGUAAAUGUGGAGCUUUCUGGUUUGACCACUAGGCGUCAGUGAGUCGCUGGUUGUUCACCGUGCAGUAAAUGAGCCUGGUGUUAGGGUUCCUCAUUCCCCGGUUCUUCCUGGUUUUCUCCAUUUAAAGGACGAAUGCUCUUGUCUGCUUUACUCUUUUUCUGCGCUUGACAUUUCUGCCGACUGGGUUUUAAAGUGAUGCUUUACAUGCUUGUGUUCAGGUGCUGAGUUUUGAGAAUUUUCUCACCACUGUGUCGUUGUCAUUCACGAUCAUUAGAAUCUGAAGACAAGCGUGAAAACAAGGCUUAGGUUGAAAACAGCCACUCUGUAACUCAGACGAAGCUCAUGAAAAGCAGAUCAGCAGAAAUGCCAAGAACCCAUGUGAUUUGUAGCUGAAUAACUGUCGGGUUGUUAAAUCCUCUAUAAUCAAUCAGUGUUUGUGAGAAUAUAACGUUAAGAUCAUGGUCAUAGAACUAAUUCAGCACCUGCUGUUUUAACACUGAUCUAUAGCCUCUAUUUUGAUAAGCUCACUAAGUGUACUUUGAGUUCUCUGGUUUUGUAGCCUGUGUGUUACUUUGUGCUCGGUCACGGUCCGUGUGUGAAUCACUCCUGUUUAAAAGGACGUCAAAGGGGAAACGGGAGAAGGAGCAUGAACGCCCUCAUCCCAGCAGAUACUCACUGCAUGCUCGCUCUCAGUAUUUUCUGAUCUGUUUUUUCAACAUGUAUCUUGUGUCUUCUUCAGCAUGGAAAUGCUCCUAAUAACAGCAACAACUCAAUGAAUAUAAUAAAGAAUUUGAUGUUUUUCUA